This is a messenger RNA of Lasiodiplodia theobromae, 1335 nucleotides long. Its product is annotated as Pre-mRNA-splicing factor spp2. The record is from RefSeq and is a predicted model, not a curated record. Gene Ontology annotation, cellular component: spliceosomal complex. Gene Ontology annotation, molecular function: nucleic acid binding. The coding region runs from base 1 to 1335 and encodes 444 amino acids. Gene Ontology annotation, biological process: mRNA splicing, via spliceosome. The transcript has a single exon. Lineage: Eukaryota; Fungi; Ascomycota; Dothideomycetes; Botryosphaeriales; Botryosphaeriaceae.
AUGGCAGCGCCCGACGCACCCCCGAAAUUCUCCCUCGCCCUCGGCUCCAAGAAAGCGGCGCCGCAAAAUACCAAGAAGCGGCCGCACUCGACACUGCACGAUUCGGACGACGAGGAUGAGGGCGCACCCAAGGCGCAGGACGUCUCACACUUCGAUGCAUCCGCCGGCGGUGCAAUCGACGCGCGGAAACCGAAAGAAGAGACGGGCCCGCUCGUCAUCCCCAAGCAAGCAAACCGCGACUGGCACGCCGAGAGCCAGGCCCGCAAGCGCCAGAAGAGCCAGCUCCCCAGCAGACCUCAGGCGAACGGCCACGGCGACGACGAGCAGGACUUCGAGGAGGAGAAGCCCGUUUUCGGCUUGAACAUUGUGAAGAAGGCGGAUGCGGCGGAGGCUGAUGGCGACACUGAGGCGACGGAGGAAGCGCCUGCCGAGCCGGCUGUGCCGAAGACGGAGGACCAGCUUGCGCUUGAGGCGCUACUGGGCGAAGGGACAGCGUCGAAUCUAGUUGUGCCCAUCGCGGACAACGAGGACGAGGCUUUCAGCCGCGACUAUGAGCGUGCGCCGGAUGUUGCCACACUCGAGGAGUAUGAGGCAGUGCCUGUGGAACAAUUCGGAGCCGCGAUGCUGCGUGGCAUGGGCUGGAAGGAAGGCGAGGCCAUUGGCAGGCGGAAGGGUCAAAAGGCAGUACAGCCAAGGGUCGUGGAGAGGAGGCCUGCAUUGAUGGGCAUCGGCGCAAAGCCUGACAAGGCAAUCGCUGAGGAGCUGGGUGCGUGGGGUAAAGGCGCAAAAAGAGGGAAACCGGCGCAAUCCUACAAUCCGGUCGUUAUGAGAAACAAGAAGACGGGAGAACAGUACACCGAGGAGGAAUUGAAGCAAAAGAUCGCGGACCAAGAGGCGGAGGAAGCGGCACGCGCCCGCGAGCUCGCAAAGCAGAAGGAUUCGUCCGCGCGCGAUUCCGAGAGGCGUUCCGAGAAGUCCUCAAGACGUCACCGAUACGAUGAGGAUGAUUACGAAUCCGACCGCCGUGACAGAGACCGGCGCAAGAGGGAGAAGGAUUCAGACCGGGACUACGACAGUAAACACCGGUCUUCGCGGCGCGACCGCGACCGCAGCGCCUCGGACGAGGAUCGCUACCGGAGACGCAAGUACGACAGCAAGGACUACGACCGGAGGGAUCGUGAUAGGGAUCGCGAUCGUGAGAGAGAUCGCAAGCCUAGCGACAGGAGUCGGGACGAUUAUUCCUCCAAGUCCUCUUCGCGCCGUGACCACCGCGACAGAAGUCGGGACAAAUAUCGCGACUCGGAUCGUGAACGACGCCGACGCCGAGACGAUUAA